Messenger RNA from Otolemur garnettii (small-eared galago), 966 nucleotides. RefSeq names its product olfactory receptor 688-like. Gene Ontology annotation, cellular component: membrane. Gene Ontology annotation, biological process: G protein-coupled receptor signaling pathway. Gene Ontology annotation, molecular function: olfactory receptor activity; G protein-coupled receptor activity. NCBI's taxonomy places the organism in Eukaryota, Metazoa, Chordata, Mammalia, Primates, Galagidae. The record is from RefSeq and is a predicted model, not a curated record. The transcript has a single exon. The coding region runs from base 1 to 966 and encodes 321 amino acids.
AUGGAUACUGCCCCAAGAAUAACGAAUAACUCAGAGUUUCAAGUAUCUGAAUUCAUCCUGAUGGGGCUCCCAGGCAUUCAUGAGUGGCAGCACUGGCUCUCACUGCCCCUGGCUCUGCUCUACCUAUUAGCUCUGGCUGCCAACAUGCUCAUCAUGAUGACCAUUCAACAUGAGCCCAGGCUACAUGAGCCCAUGUACCAUUUUCUAGGUGUACUGGCAGUGGUGGACAUUGGCCUGGCCACAACCAUCAUGCCCAAGAUCUUGGCCAUCUUUUGGUUUGAUGCCAAGGCCAUCAGCCUCCCUGAGUGUUUUGCUCAGAUCUAUGCCAUCCACUCUUUUAUGUGCAUGGAGUCAGGCAUCUUUCUCUGCAUGGCAGUGGAUAGAUAUGUAGCUAUUUGUUACCCACUUCAGUAUCCCUCCAUAGUCACCAAAGCUUUUGUGAUCAAAACUACACUGUCCAUGAUGUUCAGGAAUGGCCUUUUGACCAUUCCAGUGCCUACACUGGCUGCCCUGCGACACUACUGCUCCAGGAAUGAGAUUAACCAUUGCCUGUGCUCUAACUUGGGGGUCACCAGUCUGGCCUGUGAUGACAUAACCAUUAACAGGUUUUACCAGUUGGCCUUGGUCUGGAUUGUUGUUGGGAGUGACAUGGGUCUGGUCUUUGCUUCCUAUGCUUUGAUUAUUCGCUCUGUUCUGAGACUGAACUCGUCUGAGGCAACAUCAAAGGCCCUGAAUACCUGCAGCUCCCAUCUCAUUCUCAUUCUUUUUUUCUAUACAGCUAUUAUUGUAGUGUCUGUCACUCACCUGGCAGGAAGAAGGGUUCCCCUCAUCCCUGUUCUCCUCAAUGUGCUACAUAUUGUCAUCCCCCCAGCCCUUAACCCCAUGGUAUAUGCCCUUAGGACCCAGGAACUGAGAGUGGCUUUCCAGAAGCUUCUUGGUUUAGGUGAGUAUGUAUCCAGGAAGUGA